Messenger RNA from Pyricularia oryzae 70-15, 2796 nucleotides. RefSeq lists its product as uncharacterized. NCBI's taxonomy places the organism in Eukaryota, Fungi, Ascomycota, Sordariomycetes, Magnaporthales, Pyriculariaceae. Bases 1 to 2796 code for a protein of 931 amino acids. The transcript is spliced from 6 exons. The record is from RefSeq and is a predicted model, not a curated record.
AUGAGAGGACUAGACACCAAAAGGUCAUCCUUAUCCAGCAUCGACCCAUCAGCACCAGAAGAGGGGUCGCCGUCGCCAACACCACCGAGAGCCCCUAAGGAGUUCAACAGGCCUUUCAGUCAACAUGUCUAUAAGGAACCAGCCCAGAACUUACGCUAUUCGCAGCCCGAGUUUGUUGCCUCGGGUAUAGCUUCAUAUAGUAAGAAAACUGAGAUCUCUCAAAUCAUACAAGCCGCUCCUAAGACCGAAAAUCCCCAGCCCAAGGAGCUGGAUGGAUCACGACACCCAAGAUCUUAUGGGUCACAUCAAAGAGACGAAUUCCAGUCAAGGUCGCAUGCACAGCAGUCCAGGGGCUGGCGUUUGGACAGCGCAGCGCUAUCUCUGGGGUACCAGAUCCGAUCCAAGUCGCAAAAUCAGCCAUUCACGGCCUGGAAGUACAGAGAUCCCAUGUACAUCCACCCAUAUCUGGGAACCCCGAGUUCAAUCCUGCAGACAUCGCCUGUCGACCGUGGACAGCGUUGUGCAAUGACUGUCAACAACAUCGUCACGCGAGCGCUCUUCGAGAUUCUCAAGUACCAGGAGCUAAGCUCGAUGCCUCUCGAGGGUGGAUUACAGGUGCAGAUUCUGAAAUCCGUCAAAGGCCUGCCAGGAUGUCAACUACAUCACUUCGCAGCCUUUAUCGAGGACAAACAGAUCCUCGUUGUGUGGGACGACGAUCCCAAGGCCAUCUUUGACCGCGCAAAGAGGCUUGAGAAGAAGGCCAUGGCCCUUGUCUGGCCGUCUGAGCAGCGCCGUUCGGUCGACAGUAUGGCGGCAGGUCAUGACAGCGAAGGCCACCGAACAAAAGAUGUCGGCGACCACAUUAUUUUCCUGGCUAUUGCGCCCAUCAAUCUCUUUAUUAGCUUGUUUUUCUUCUACUCGUUGGUGUCCAACUUCUUCUUGAUGCUGGGCUCAAGCGAGUCUGUCAAGAGCAACUCCAAGUACUACUCGGGAGAACGACCGCGGAGCAGUGCAUUGGCGUGGAAGGGUAGGCAUUUACCGCACGUUACGAUCCAGAUGCCGGUCUAUCGCGAAGGCCUGUCAGGAGUUAUCAAGCCAACAGUAUUGUCUUUGAAGACAGCUAUCUCCACGUACGAGAUGCAGGGUGGCACGGCCAGCAUAUUCAUCAACGACGACGGCAUGCAGCUUCUCUCUGAGAGCAAGGCACAAGAGCGACGAGACUUUUACGAUGAGCACAACAUCGGCUGGGUGGCAAGGCCAAAGCACAACCCACCAGGCUCGUCUCGUCCAUCAAGCAGUAUUUUUAAACAGCUCCAAAGGCCAUUGAAGGACAGUGAGGAAACAAUAAUAGAUGCGCAAUGUGACGGAAUUAGGCCUGGAAGUCCAUACUUCAUCCGACGUGGCAAGUUCAAAAAGGCGUCCAACAUGAACCAUGCGCUGCACAUCUCCAACUGCGUCGAUAAGAAGCUCGCAAGUGUGGACAGGUCGCAGGAAAUCUGGGGCUGGGCUUCGGAGAAUGUCGCAUACAACAGGUGUCUUGCUGAGACGCUGGCGGAGGAUCCACACGGCACAUGGGCCUCGGGCAAUAUCCGAAUGGGAGAUUAUAUCCUUGUUGUAGAUUCUGACACGAGGGUCCCUACCGAUUUUCUUCUGGACGGUGUUACCGAGAUGGACCAGUCUCCCGACGUUGCCAUAUUGCAGUACACUUCAGGGGUGUUGCAGCUGACAGACUCAUACUUUGAAAAUGGUAUCGCCUGGUUUGCGAACUUGAUAUACUCGGCAAUAACCUUUGCCGUUGCGUCAGGGGAUUGCUGCCCAUUCGUCGGCCACAACGCCCUGGUUCGUUGGUCAGCCAUCCAAGACUCGGCGGCAUACCACGACGAAGCAGACGGUCGCGAGAAAUACUGGUCAGAAUCUCAUGUAUCUGAGGACUUUGACAUGGCGAUGCGGCUACAGAUGGCCGGCUGGACCCUGCGCUACGUCGCGUACACCGGCACCAUCCCGGCCGCCGCCGAGCACGAUCCCGCGGCCAAAUCCUUCGCUGAGGGGCUCAGCCUGACCGUCUACGACGAGCUCGCGCGCUGGGAGAAGUAUGCCUACGGCUGCAGUGAGCUGCUUUUCAACCCACUGCGGCGGUGGCCGACCAAGGGGCCAUUCACUAGGCGGUUUGUCAGCUUCGUCCUGUCUCCCAACAUCCGGCUGCCGGUCAAGAUCACCGUCAUCAGCUACAUGGGCACGUACUACGCGGUUGCUGUCGCGUGGAUAAUUGCCCUGUUCAACUUCUUCUUCAUGGGCUUCUUUUCGGGACUGUAUCGGUCGUUUUAUCUCGACGCUUUCGCCAUCUACAUCUCGCUGCUUUUCGUGUUUCCUUUCAUGGGAAACGUCGCCCUCGCAGCGCAUCGAUAUCGGCUGGGACAGAAGAGCAUUGUGGGAGCUUUAUUGGAAAACUUCAAAUGGGUUCCCAUGUUUACAAUAUUCCUCGGAGGAAUCCCAAUCCACAUGUCGCAGGCCAUCGCCGCCCACCUCCUCGGCAUCGACAUGACAUGGGGCUCGACCGCUAAGGAGGUCGAGGAGGUCGGUUUUGUCGACGAGAUGGCUCGCGUGCUCCGCCGCUUCAGGUGGUCCUUCCUCAUGGUCCUCACCGGCGUCGCCCUCAUCCUCGUCUGCCGUUUCCUUCUGCCCACGCAGUGGCAGAUCACCGAGUUCUUUGCGAUAUUCCCGCUGGCCAUGGUUCUGUUUUGCCACGCUGCGCUUCCGAUUGUGCUGAACCCUGCCUUGAUGAGUUUCUCUUGGUGA